This is a messenger RNA of Hevea brasiliensis (rubber tree), 3644 nucleotides long. Its product is annotated as structural maintenance of chromosomes protein 5. The transcript has 30 exons. The record is from RefSeq and is a predicted model, not a curated record. Gene Ontology annotation, molecular function: ATP binding; ATP hydrolysis activity. NCBI's taxonomy places the organism in Eukaryota, Viridiplantae, Streptophyta, Magnoliopsida, Malpighiales, Euphorbiaceae. Gene Ontology annotation, cellular component: Smc5-Smc6 complex. Gene Ontology annotation, biological process: double-strand break repair via homologous recombination. Bases 184 to 3357 code for a protein of 1057 amino acids.
AACACCAGCACACUCACUUGCUCCCCCUCUUAUUUUGGCGCCAUUUUUUUUUUCUCUUAUAGACUCUGUGUGUACUCUCUGCGUGAAACCCUAGCUGAGCUGUCGCGGGUCUAGGGUUUUACGCAGAGACAUUGACUGGAAUCUGAGAAUUGCAAAAUUCUGGUGAAGAAACAAGCGGAGACAAUGAAACGAUCUUCAACAGCUGACGACCCUCCAUUAACUUCGAAACGUGCUAAAAUUGUUCGAGGGAAUGAUGACUAUCUGCCUGGGAACAUAAUUGAGAUGGAGCUGUGCAACUUCAUGACCUAUGAUUACUUGUUUUGCAAACCAGGACCACGCUUGAACCUUGUAAUUGGACCAAAUGGGUCGGGUAAGAGCUCCAUUGUGUGCGCCAUUGCGCUGGGUCUUGGUGGUGACCCUCAGCUGCUUGGGAGGGCAACAAGUAUUGGAGCAUAUGUGAAACGUGGAGAGGAGGCUGGGUACAUUAAAAUAUCCUUGAGAGGAACCACUAAAGAUGACCGGAUCACCAUCAUGCGCAAAAUUGAUACACAUAACAAGUCGGAAUGGUUGUACAAUGGAAAAGUGGUACCUAAGAAAGAUGUAGUUGAAGUAAUUCAGAGGUUCAACAUCCAAAUCAACAAUUUGACUCAAUUCUUGCCACAAGACAGAGUAUGUGAGUUUGCAAAGUUGACUCCUGUUCAACUUCUAGAAGAGACUGAAAAGGCCGUCGGUGAUCCUCAACUUCCUAUUCAACACCGUGCUCUUGUUGAAAAAAGCCGUGAACUAAAGAGUAUUGAAGUGGCUGUUAUGAGGAAUGGAGAAACCCUGGAUCAGGAGAAGGCCCUAAAUGCUGAACUUGAAAAGGAUGUAGAGCGUGUCCGCCAAAGAGAAGAACUUCUGGCAAAGGUUGAAUUCAUGAAAAAGAAAUUGCCAUGGCUGAAGUAUGACAUGAAAAAGGCGGAAUAUAUGGAAGCUAAAGAGCUGGAAAAGGAUGCCAAAAAGAAGUUGGAUGAAGCUGUCAAAACUUUGAAGGAUCUCAAAGAACCCAUUGAAAAACAAAAGCAGGAGAAAUGCCUGCUGGAUUCUAAAUGUAAAAAAGUCACCAAUCUCGUGAAGGACAACUCUAAGCAACGUAUGGAACUUCAGGAGAAGGAAAACCAUUUGGGGGUGCAAUUAGAGGGGAAAUACAGUGAAAUGGAAGAUUUGAAGAGGCAAGAAGAAUUCCGUCAGCAGAGAAUCCUUAAAGCUAAGGAGGAACUUGCUGCUGCUAAAAUAGAACUUGAAAACCUGCCUAAUUAUGAACCUCCAAGGGAUGUACUUGAAAGAUUAGGUUCUAAGAUUACAGAGCUACAAAUUUCUGCAAAUCAAAAGAGGAUACAGAAGUCAGAGAAGGAGAAGCUUCUAAAUCAAAAGAAAAUGGCACUGAGGCAGUGCUUAGACCGGCUGAAGGAUAUGGAGAAUACAAAAUAUAAGCUUUUACAGGCGUUAAGAAACUCUGGAGCUGAAAGAAUAAUUGAUGCUUAUCAGUGGUUGCAACAACAUAAAAAUGAGUUGAAGAAGGAGGUUUAUGGUCCUGUGUUGCUUGAGGUUAAUGUUCCGGAUCGGGUGCAUGCGGACUACUUAGAAGGUCACGUCCCAUAUUAUAUCUGGAAGUCCUUCAUAACCCAAGAUCCUAGCGAUCGAGACUUUUUAGUAAGGAACUUGAAGUCAUUUGAUAUUCCAAUUUUAAAUUAUGUGAGGGAUGAAUACCAUCCUAAGGAGCCCUUUCAAGUUUCUGAGGAGAUGCAUGAGCUUGGCAUCUAUACCCGACUUGACCAAGUUUUUGAUGCUUCUGAUGCUGUCAAGGAGGUUUUGAUCAGCCAAUGUGGUCUGGAAAGAUCAUAUAUUGGGUCAAAGGAAACAGAUAAGAAGGCUGAUGAUGUGGCAAAGUUGAAUAUUUUAGAUUUCUGGACUCCAGAAAAUCACUAUCGCUGGUCUUCCUCUAGAUAUGGUGGUCAUUUAUCUGCAAUUGUUGAACCAGUCAAUCACUCACGUCUUCUACUUUGUAGUUCAGAUGCUGGAGAAAUUGAAAAGCAGAGGUGCAAGAAAGAGGAGCUAGAAGAAUCUGUUACUGCUUUAGAGGAAAGUUUUAAGUUGCUACAGAUGGAGCAAAGGCACUUAGAGAAUGAAGAAGCUGAUCUUCAAAAACAACGGGAGGAGCUUAUCGGUGCUGCACAACAUGAGAAGAGAAAAAGGCGUGAAUUGGAGAACCGUGUCAAUCAAAAGAAAAGGAAACUUGAAUCAGUGGAGAAGGAGGAUGACCUGGAUACCAGCAUGGCAAAGCUUAUAGAUGAAGCUGCAAAAAUUAAGAUUCAGCGGCUCAAAUAUGCAAUUGCUAUUAAGAAUUUACUUAUUGAGGCUGUUAGACACAAAUGGAGUCUUGCUGAAAAACUCAUGGCAUCCAUUGAAUAUGAUGCAAAGAUUAGAGAACAGGAAAUCAACCUGAAGCAGCAUGAAAAGUUUGCUCAACAAGCAUCACUUCAUGUUGAGUACUGUAAGAAGGAGGUAGAGGAUCGUCGAGAGCAACUUUCAGCUGCCAAGAGGCAUGCAGAAUCAAUUGCUGUGAUCACUCCAGAACUUGAAAAGGCAUUUCUUGAGAUGCCUACAACAAUUGAGGAAUUGGAUGCUGCUAUUCAAGACAACAUUUCUCAAGCCAAUUCCAUUCUUUUCCUUAAUCAAAAUGUACUAAAAGAAUAUGAACACCGUCAGGAGAGGAUAGAAUCCUUUGCCAAAAAACUGGGAGCAGAUAAGGAGGAACUAAAAAGGUGUUUAGCUGAAAUAGAUUCCCUGAAGGAACGUUGGCUUCCAACAUUGAGAAACCUUGUUACUCGGAUAAAUGAAACCUUCAGUCGCAACUUCCAGGAGAUGGCUGUUGCAGGAGAAGUUUCUUUGGAUGAGCAUGACAAGGACUUUGAUCAGUUUGGAAUACUUAUAAAAGUAAAGUUCAGGCAAGCCGGACAACUUCAAGUACUUAGCGCUCAUCAUCAAUCAGGAGGGGAGCGUUCAGUUUCAACUAUUCUUUAUCUUGUUUCUCUUCAAGACCUUACUAACUGCCCAUUUAGGGUAGUUGAUGAGAUUAAUCAAGGAAUGGACCCAAUUAAUGAAAGAAAGAUGUUUCAGCAAUUAGUGAGGGCUGCCAGUCAACCUAAUACUCCACAGUGCUUCCUGCUCACCCCAAAGUUACUACCAGAUUUGGAAUACAACGAGGCAUGUAGCAUUCUGAACAUAAUGAAUGGGCCUUGGAUUGAACAGCCUGCUAAAGUGUGGAGCAGUGGUGAAUGUUGGAGAGCUGUCGCAGGGCUGGUGGGAGAAAGUUGAAACUCUAUUAACAAUUGCCAGUGAAAAUGCCGUGAUGAGAUCCUUAAAUCCAAAGGAUCCAGGGCGACUUCCAGUGCCUCCAUGAGAUGAAAAGCAAGCUGUGUUGCUCACAUUAGCUGUUUUUGUAAAAAGCUUGUAUUCUUUCUGUGUCUUCCUUGGGUAAUUCUUUUUAUUGUAUAUAGAUGAUUCCUAGAAUGUAAUCAUAUAUUUUGUGGAGGCAACGCUUCCCUGGAAAGCAAGUGUAACUGAAUUCCCGUCAAUGAAUUGAAUUCCCUCCUUGCAGCAUA